CGCUACUCUGAUAUAGUUCGGGACCAUCAAAUUGUUGCACCAAACAACAACAAAAUUAUCCACAAAGAUGCUGCCUWCCAGGGAUGCACUGAAAUUGUUACCGCAAAUAGCAUUAGCAACAGCAGGAGUGACCAAUUCGACGUCGACCGCGGCCACGGCUUCGAUAUUCAAUAGCAAGAAGAACAAUCCUACAAUAAACGAUGCCGYGGCAAAGCUUAUUCUCUCGCUCGUGCCCGGCUCCUUUGGCACCGAUAAUGCGCGUACAAUCCAUGCACUAUUGGUAGCCAUGAAUGUAUUUUGGUAUCAGGCUAUCCGGCAAACCGUGGCCGUAAUGUCGGUCUUUAUGUGCACAGAAUUUGCCGACAAGGGUAUGGGUACGAGCCAGCAGGCGCAGUUGAUUGCCGCGCCAUCGGUCGGAAAUAUCUUUACACAGGCUAUUGGGGGUUCACUCAUCCAGUGGCUUCCCGGUGGGACCAAAACAGUCAUCACGAUAGCAUUGGUGGGACUUGCGACSGGAUGCAUGUUGCUGCCGGUUUCUAUCCGAGCCGAAUCCAAGUCCCCGUUGCUAAGAAAGGCCUUCGUGUUGCUAGCAAUACAAGGAGCUCUUUUUGGGGGUAUGUUCCCCGCGCAUUCAGUGCUUUUGUCAAAAUGGUUGCCACUGAAUGAACGCGGGCCUGCUAUGGCCUAUGGUGAAAUAGCGAUGUCUAUCGCAUCCAUGGGCGUUCCAAUCAUCGUUACAUCUAUUGCAGAAUUCACCGCAAAACCUUCGAUACCACCAUCAACGUCGACAAUAGAAACAACGCCUUCCGUGAUUGCAGGCUGGAGAAAUGGAUUCUACGCAACYGGAAUGGCUUGCUUUGCGUAUKUGACUAUUUGGGUCGCAUUGGGACGCAAUGAACCGGAAUCAUGCUCGUAUAUUUCCAAGAAGGAAUUGAAUCUGAUCCAUUCCAUUCAAAGUAAGAGUGCCCCGAGUAGCGAAAAUCUUAAAACUAGUGGGGAAGAGGAAGAAUSGUCAUUGUCAAGGCGAAAAAUUCUGCUUCAUCCGUCGAUUUYUUCGCUGUUUCUGGUUCACAUGCUUUACAACUUUGUCACGUUGUCCAUAAAUUCUUGGAUGCCAACCUAUUACAAUGACGUCUUGAAGAUGAAUCCUAAAGACUCAAAACUGCAUAUUGUGCUGCCACAAUUUUCGGCYCUCAUCGUCAAACUUUGUGUGUCAAAAAUUGCACGAGUCGUGCAGGAAGCUCAACGUCAGCAGAAGAGACUGCGUCGAAGAUCUUYGCCAAUGCAAAGCAACGCCAACGACGAGCGAUCGAUAAUUCUAUUUUCUCGCAGAUUCAUGGGGUACCUUGGAUUCCUGGUCAUGGCGAUUCCCAUGUGGUUGCUACCAAUCGCAGCUUCGUCAAAAACAGGCUCUUCCUACUCCCCGUGGUGGUCGACAAUCUUGUUUUCGGUGACAUUGGCUGGAACUGGUUUUCACGCCGAAUCCUUUCGAGCAAACUAUCUGGAUGUUACACAGAAAUACGUGGCAUUGGUAGCGGGCGUUGGGAAUUGUAUGUCUAGUGUUUCUGCAAUGACAGCCCCUUUUGUAAUUGGCAAAAUUAUCGAGGUGACGCAUGGGGAUUGGUCKCAGGUGUGGAGGCUUUCGGGUUUGUCGUGCCUGAUUGCAGGAUUCCUUUUUGGAACUUUUUCAACCACGGUUCCCAUAGAAGAAAKCGAAUCGGUCGGAACAAACCGCAAUCAAAAGUGGGACUGACUGUGCUUCAGUCUGGCAGCGCGUAAUCGAUCGAUGCAAUUGUUUCAGCGAAUUGGAUGCCCGGACUAGACUUGGUGCAGCAUUUGAAAUAGUAAUCAAUAGGAACKAUGAAU
Messenger RNA from Pseudo-nitzschia multistriata, 1866 nucleotides. NCBI's taxonomy places the organism in Eukaryota, Bacillariophyta, Bacillariophyceae, Bacillariales, Bacillariaceae. The record is from the annotation of a GenBank genome assembly.